CUACGUCAUCGUCGACUCCGGAAGUUCGCCGCUGUAAGAGCAAGAUUUGUUUUCGGCUUCUCAUCCUGUCAGCCCAUUUGCAACCGUGCUGCACAGUGAAGUUAUUGUAGUGCUUUGUAUUUUUUUAAAGUCAACGUUUGGACAUUUUACAAACGGACUGGGAUGGUAUCAUGGAGGUAGACCAUCAUAAAGACACAGAGGGGCAGGCAGAGGAGACAUCUGACCCUCCAACAGAGAGCAACCCACCUGCAGACACCCUUGCCACUUCUCUCUGUCUCUUGGGGAACCACAUGUUUCCUGAUCAAGUGGCAACCAAUGCUUGCAGCAGCGUUAACAGAAGUGAGCAUGCAACUUUGCAGCCGUCUGAUGCUUCAGUGGAGGAUUCUGGUCUGGACGAAGGGCCUCCGCCCAACCCUGGAACAGAUUCCGGGACACAGUACUCAGAGUGUCAGACCAACCUGGCGGCCCACCCAGCUGAGCGAGCCACUGAGGAUGCUGCCAUCAACAACGCUCAGAGCGACUCUGGGGAGUUUGUUGUUACAAUGCUGGCCAAGGCCAAGCUAGAAGAACAAGGCAUAGGCGUAAAAGGGAGAUCAUCUCCUUUACUUGAGACGGGGAUUCAGGAAUCUCCUUCGUUUACGUCUCACCGUGAUGAGGAUGUCACUGCCGACAGCUGGCGGCGACACAGGAAGCAUGUUUUUGUUCUGAGUGAGGCUGGAAAGCCCAUUUAUUCCCGAUAUGGCAGCGAAGAGGCUCUUUCUUCAACCAUGGGGGUCAUGAUGGCGCUGGUGUCUUUUGUUCAAAGCGGGGAUAACAUCAUCCGCUCAGUUUAUUCAGAGGAGAACACGGUGGUGUUCCUACAGAAGGGGCCUCUGGUUCUGGUGUGCGUCUCCAGCAGUCGUCAGUCUGAGCAGCAGCUGCGUGAAGAACUCCUCUACGUAUAUUACCAGAUCAUCAGCAUGCUGACCCAGGCCAGCAUAACGCGCAUCUUUGAGCACAAGAAGAACUACGACCUGAGGCGACUCCUCGCAGGCUCAGAGAAGAUCCUGGACGGUCUGCUGAACCUGGUAGAUUCAGACCCCAGCUUUCUGCUUGCAGCAGUGCAUUGCUUGCCUCUUGCUUCCUCUCUCAGGGAUUCUCUCAGCCAGAUCCUGCAGAAAGCUAUCACCCCCAAUCUGGUUUUCUCCAUCCUGAUUGCUAAAAACCAGCUGCUAACCAUCGUCCAGGAGAAAACCGUGAUCGAGGAUGCGAGGCUGGCGCCGGCCGAUGUCCACCUGCUGCUGAACCUCAUCGGAGCUUCUUCUGCUUUUCAAGCUGGGGAGAUCUGGACUCCGAUCUGCCUGCCCCUCUUUAACCCUGACUGCUAUUUUUAUGCAUACAUCUCCUACCUGGACCCCCCGGACUGUACGGUUUGUUUGCUGCUGCUCUCCACAGACAAGGAGGCCUUUUACUCCGUAGCUGAGUGCAAGAGGAAAAUCGAGGAGGCCAUGUUGGCUCAGAACUCCCUCAGCCUCAUUGCCAAAGCUCAGUCGUACAGCGUGAGUCAGGUUGGCGUCUCAGACCUCAGGCACUUCAUGUACAAGCCCUUCGACGUGCCAGACAACUACCGCCAGCUCACCCAGUUCACCAGUCCAGAGAUGGAGGCUCCAUACAGCAGCGAGGAGGAGAAAAUGCGGCUCCUGGAUCUGUAUCGAUACAUGCACAGCCGCAUCCACAGCACCUCACGACCCCUCAAGCUCAUCUACCAUGUCGCUGAGAGGGAAACUCUGCUAGCCUGGGUCACAAGCAAAUUUGAGCUCUACACCUGCUUUAGCCCUCUGGUGACAAAGACCUGUGCCAUUACUGCCAUCACCAAGCUUCUGAGAUGGAUUAAGAAGGAGGAGGACCGCCUCUUCAUCAGAUACCCCCCUAAGUAUUCGACCACUCCUAACCCCAGCAAGAGCUCAAGAAGCAGCAGAUCAGAUCAGCAAGACACCACAGAUAAUGGCUUCUUAUCGCUCCUAUAGGACUCUUAGAGCUGCUGCCUCACUCAAUUUUUACACUUGACCCAGAGGUAUUUUUCAGAAUCUGUUUUUCAGACAUGUUGGACUUGACAUAAACUGACAAGUAGAAUCGGACACUACAUUUUAGCUUAUUUAAAGAGCUAGUAUUCUUCCUUUACCUGAGGAACGGGAGCAUGUUAUCUCUGAGACGCCUUUGUUUAGAGACCAUCAGGCCGAAGCAGUUUUAGUUUGAACUGUGGUACAACACAAUUGGGGGAAAAUAUUUAAGUAAAAAAGAUUUUAUAUUGUUUUAUUACAAAAAGAGAGAAUAUUUCCUCAUGGACUCUGAAUGUAUCAGAUGAGUUUGUUCAUAAGCUAUAGCAAUCUUGUUUGUUAUUACUAAAGAAAAGUAGGUCAGAUGUUAGCAUUUUGGGGAGCUGGGAGUAUGCAAUAGUUUUUUUUUUUUAGGUCAAUAUAAACUGGAAUGAUGACACUGGAACUGCCAGAAGAAACUGACCUUCAUGGAUGAUGUUUUAAAAUAAAUUGCAGGGUUUCAUUACAGCUGGUACUCGCAUUCAGCAGAGCGAAACAUUUAGAUGUUUUCUAAAGAAAACAAGCCUCAUGUUGAUCUUCAGAUACUUUCAUACCUGAAGCGUCGAGCUCUUUGACCUCUUUCAAGGACUGUCUUCUUAAGAGACUAUACAUGAUGUCCUCACACUCGUGAGUCCUGAGGUAUUUUCUGUCGAUUCAAGUCUUAACAGUGUUUUUUGUUUCAUGAAAUAAAUUUCGGAGUGCACACA
Molecule: messenger RNA, 2782 nt
Organism: Cyprinodon tularosa
Lineage: Eukaryota; Metazoa; Chordata; Actinopteri; Cyprinodontiformes; Cyprinodontidae
Product: vacuolar fusion protein MON1 homolog B-like
Exons: 6
Coding region: 171-2006 (611 amino acids)
Biological process (GO): protein targeting to vacuole; vesicle-mediated transport
Source: RefSeq, a predicted model, not a curated record